Molecule: messenger RNA, 5573 nt
Organism: Myxocyprinus asiaticus (Chinese sucker)
Lineage: Eukaryota; Metazoa; Chordata; Actinopteri; Cypriniformes; Catostomidae
Product: rab effector MyRIP-like
Exons: 16
Coding region: 1-3420 (1139 amino acids)
Biological process (GO): intracellular protein transport
Cellular component (GO): cortical actin cytoskeleton
Molecular function (GO): myosin binding; small GTPase binding; actin binding
Source: RefSeq, a predicted model, not a curated record
AUGGGGCGUAAGAUGGACCUGUCUGGUCUGACCAGUGAUGAAGCAGAUCACGUACUCAGAGUGGUACAGAGAGACAUGCAACUGCGUAAGAAGGAAGAGGAAAGAAUCGGUGAAAUGAAGCAGGAAUUGGAGGAGGAGGACAGUCGCUGUUUGCUUCUGUCCAAGCAGCACAAGUUCAACGAGCACUGCUGCAUCCGCUGCUGUUCUCCGUUCACCUUCUUGCUGAACCCCAAACGCCUGUGUCUGGACUGCCACUAUAACAUCUGCAAAUCCUGCUGCACCUACAGCCGAAGCGAGAGGGUCUACAUCUGUGCCGUCUGCCAGAAGAGCAGGCUCUUAAGAACCCAGUCUCUGGAAUGGUACUACAAUAACGUGAAGAGUCGCUUUAAAAGAUUCGGCAGUGCCAAAGUGCUCAAGACCCUCUACAGGAAGCACAUCAUCGAAAGUGGAGCAUUAUCAGAGUUACCAGAGGUCAGUGCUCAUGAAGGCAGUGUUGAUAAUGGCAGUGUCUGUGAUGGUAGUGACUCCACACUCUACAAGCAGAGUGAAGGUCACAGCAUGGCAGAGACGCUCACCGUCGCUCUGCGUGUUGCAGAGGAGGCGAUAGAGGAAGCAAUCGUUAAAGCAGAGAGCUACAGAGAUAGCCUGGAAAAACAGAAUGAGGCUCGUUAUUUGCAGGACCAUAAAGAAGAGCUCAUAGAGGAACUGGCCACUACCAUUGUUCAAAAAAUCAUUCAGCGGGGGAAGCGGUCUGAGAUUCAGGCUGAGUAUGAGUUUGUAUGGCCUCAAAUUCAGAGUAGCGAUCUUCUGUCCCCUACCUCAACACAAAACACACAAGCAACACAACAUUCACACACCUCCUCUCAGCACGGAGCAGUAGCCCAGCCCGACAUAACCAAGAGAUCAAGAUCAGCAAUCUUGACAAGUGACGAUUCUCCAGAGAAGGGCCCUGAGGUGGGUAUGGCCCUGGGGGGCCCAGAGAGUGCAGAGGUAGAAACAGACAUUCAGAACUACGCUUCACUCAGGAGAGAGUCCAGAGCGUUAUCACUUCCAGGCUGGAAGAGUGUUGACCGCCUGGACAACUCUAGUGCGUCCUCAGUACUGCAGUCCCCGGAUGGUAACUGGAUUGCCCUGCAGAGCUCCCAGCACUCCCGGCCCAGUCUACUAACCAAGCGCAAGAGCCUCGUUUUCAGCGUGCUUGAGAAGGAAUCAGGCGUUGUGUCUGCAUAUGACGAGAUGGGUUCCAAUUCGGACCCCGAAGACCAGGGAGGCUGGGGAGCCGCCCUGUUACAGUUUCGUAGCCGUCUUUCGGACGAGACAUACUAUACUGACUCUCAACACGACCCUGAAUGGACGUACACACAACACCUGCCUGUGACGUCACCCUCCUCGGGUCAGUACACCAACACUGAGACCCUCAACUCAGACUCUGAGACAUCUUCCACCCCAUCAACCAGAGCACGCAGGCCUGCCCAUGUUACACCCCAAAGGAAAAAAGGGCCACCUGAACCACACCUGUAUCCACCCUACAGACAUCCGCCAAGCAGUGCUUCUUCACCCCUGCUUAGACCAGAAGUGUUGGAUGUGAACUUUAACCCCCGUUUGGGAGGGGACAGUAGUGAUGGGGAGGACCAGAGCGAGCAGGUCAAAAGGUCACGGAGGCGCAGAAAGAGCAAGCGCGAGACAACAGAGCACAGCCAAGCACAGAAUGCUGUGUACAGUGCUGCCACUGCGGAGAACAGUGCUCUCCUCCUCAAUGCCAUGAUGAUGCGCCGACAGCAGAGUCAGGAGACUCCGGCCCCUCUCAGUUACCAGACUCUAGACACUGUGACCUCUCCUGAGCUUCUGACCUCUGGAUCCAUGACCCCUGAACCUGACUAUCAAAGCACAGUGGCUCACAACUCCACUGCCACCAGCCCACCAAUGCUGAGCCAACCAAGAGCCAGCAAACAAGGGUUCAGCAUUCAUGUUAAUGAAACCUUGGAACAGGGACUGAGAUCCAAACACUGUGAGCUGGUUGGCCAAGUCAGCGAGAGGGAUGUGAUGUCAUCCGUUCUUGAAACAGUCAGAGAAGCUGGCAACGAAAGUGAGAAAUUGAGACCAAAGGAGAGGCGCGAAAGUAAACGAGACAAGCAGACUGAUAAAGAGAUCGGGAAGCUGAGUGAACAGUGGCCGGAAAGACAAACAGUUCAAGAGAUGGAUACAAGUAAAGCAAUAAGACAGAUAAAUGUCGAGCGAGAGAUGAAGAGGGAGAGGGGACGACAGAAAGAAAUAGAGAAGCAAGCAGAAAGAGAGCGAGAGAGGCAAAGAGAACUGGAGAAACAAAUAGAUAGAGACCGAGAAAAGCAAAGAGAAAUCGAAACACAGGUUGAGAGGAAACAGGAAAGACAAAGAGAAAUAGAGAAACAACUGGAAAAAGAGCGGGAGAGACAAUCAGAGAUCGAUCGAGGGAUUGAGAAGCAAAGGAAAAGCAUAUGCAUGGGAAAACAUGCGCAAAAAGAACCUGUAGUGAGAGCAAAAUCCAAAGAGGAAGAGAAACAUGAAGUGGCCAGUGGAACAGAGGAAAUAUCAGGUAGAGCAAUGGAGCAAAACAAGAAUUUGGAGGAAGACAAUGAUGAAACAGAGAAGUCCAUUGAGGAAAAGGUGAGGAGAAUAUCACCACUGAUAAACAAAUCAGAAACAGGGUUAGAAGAACAAGAAAAACUUGAGUCAAAGAGAACAAGACCUACAAGCACAUCUCCAGACACCACCCCCUGUGGUCUGGAGGAGCCAGUGUCUCCAUCUGAGGGUGGUCUAAACGAUUGUGCUUUACAGCAGAAGCUUCUGUUACACUCAUCUCUCUUACAACAGAAGUACUCCGCCGCAUCCUUAUGCAGCAUUACCACAGAGGUUCUGAAGGUUUUAAAUGCCACAGAGGAAUUGCUUGGAGAGGCGGAAGGCAAAGUUCAUGACCCUUCUCCGGCUAGCACGCCACUGUCACCUAGCCCAGUAAAUAGGAAGUUGGACCAGCACCUCACAAAGAUGGAGGAAAAUGUGUAUUUGGCUGCUGGUGCUGUGUACAGCCUUGAGGGGGAGCUGAGUGACUUAGAAGAAUGUGCUCGCAGCAUCAGCAGCUCCACAACAGAAACUGAAUUGGCUUUCCUGGAAGACCAGGUGGCCACUGCUGCUGCUCAGGUGCAGCAGUCUGAGCUCCAGAUCUCAGAUAUUGAGGCAAGAAUAUCAGCUCUUAAGUCUGCAGGUCUGAAUGUAUCUACAUGCACACAGUUUUCCAAGUACAAGUCUAAACCUAUGACACUGGACUCUUCACGCCAUCAGAGGAGAAAGCUGCCUGCUCCUCCUCUCAGAAAUCUAUCAUCAGAAAAGGAAGUCAAACCCGAGCCACAGGUGAGAUCUAUGAAGCCAUUACAACAGGACAUGUGACUCGUUUCAUGUCACAACAUGACAUGUUUCUCAAAUAUGGCUCCAUACCACUUCAUCAUUUGACUGCUGGGACCAUCAGGCUGUUCCACCCUAGUGCCUUGAUCCACUACUGGUCCUCCAAUUCGAUCAGCAUUAAGGCUACUAGUCAACCCCAGGCCUGAUCACAACCCACGUAGGGUUGACCUCACAUCUGACCCCUUGAACUCUACCAAAACAUGGAGCUCUAAACCUCCAGAAAUGGGGGGAUUUCCCUCUCUGCCUUAAUGGAGACAAUAUUCCUCCAACGAACCACCACAGAGGGUUGUAAUUACAGAUUUAUACACAUGUAAUUACUGUAUGUGUAACAUAGAUGGACAAUGGUAAAAGUUAACAAGCUGGGACUUCAACUCUUAAUCUUUUUCUAACAGUUUGCUGAGUGUUGUACAUGUUUGAAUUCUGUAUGUUGGCAAUGUGACAAGGAAAAAAAAACAUGGGAUGAUCAUGUGACCUGCAAAAAGAGACUGGAACAUAUUUGGUAACAGUUUUAAAUGUAUUAAAUGUCUCUGUGAAAGUAAACAAAAUACCUGCAGGACCUGUUUGAUGUAAAUUCAUCAGUUUUGUCUCAUAUCUGGCACAAAUAACUCAGGUUUCCUUUUCCGAUUAUCCUUUUUUGAUUUAUUUCUUAAAGGCACUGUUGUGAGUGAAUCUGUAUUCAAAACAACUGUUAAAAAUUAUCAUUUUGCAAAUAAUGUUUUGAGAAAAAAGUGUCAAGUACUACUGCAAGGUACUCAACCACCUUGCCAUAUAAUGAGUUUGUAUGUGUACAAGUGUGUGCACAUGUGAAUGUGUGUGCAGAAUCAUAAACCCCCUAUGUAUUCACACUUGUGUCCAAAUCAACCCUGGCUAUCCGGUGACCUCUUGAGUAUGACUAUCAAAUCACUGCCAGUAUCCCUUCUCAAAAAGAAGCACUUCUGUAAUUUGUCCACAAGUGUUGUGGACUUUGUUGACUUCUAAUAUUCUUUUAUUAAUCUCAAAUGACUUGGAGUUACAUGGUGUUCUCAGAGCACUGCAUAAGUAUUACAAUUAAGCUACAAAAAGAGGAUGGGCUUGCAUUUUUCAGACAUGCCCAAUCAAAAAACUAGUGUAAUGUUUCAGUAGUGUAAAUUGUUUUGCAAUUGAUAAUGAUACAUAGGAAUAGAAUUUAUAACCAUUAGAAAAUAUAAUAAGUAUUACACAUUGUUAUGUUGGUUUGACAAAGCCAACAUAUAUUUAUACUACAGAUUUGGUUUAGGUUAUUUACUUUUUUUAAAUCCCAGUCAAUCAAAAAUCCCCUAAAAUCCCAUAGACUUACAUUAACAGUAUGUUCAAACAGGCAAAGACUAUUCAAAUUCCAAUUGUCAAAAAAGUCAAAAAUUCAAAUGUAAACAAAUCCACACAAGGCCUUAAAUCUGCUUUAUCUGUAUCUCUGGCUCUCUAUUUAUCUAUCUAUCUGUUUAUCUAUCUGUCUAUAUAUAUAUAUAUAUAUAUAUAUAUAUAUAUACACACACACACACACACACACCGAUCAGCCACAACAUUAAAACCACCUGCCUAAUAUUGUGUAGGUCCCCCUCGUGCUGCCAAAAGAGCACCAACCCGCAUCUCAGAAUAGCAUUCUGAGAUGCUAUUCUUCACACCACAAUUGUGCAGAGCGGUUAUCUGAGUUACCGUAGACUUUGUCAGUUCGAAACAGUCUGGCCAUUUUCUGUUGACCUCUCUCAACAACAAGGAGUUUCCAUCCAUAGAACUGUCCCUCAGAGGAUGUUUUUUGUUUUUGGCACCACUCUGACUAAAUUCUAGAGACUGUUGUGUGUGAAAAUCCCAGUAGAUCAGCAGUUACAGAAAUACUCAAACCAGCCCAUCUGGCACCAACAAUCAUGCCAUGGUCCAAAUCACUGAGAUCAAAUUUUUCCCCCAUUCUGAUGGUUGAUGUGAACAUUAACUGAAGCUCCUGACCUGUAUCUGCAUGAUUUUAUGCACUGCACUGCUGCCACACGAUUGGCUGAUUAGAUAAUCGCAUGGAUGAUUGUUGAUGCUAGACGUGCUGGUUUGAGUAUUUCUGUAACUGCUGAUCUACUGGGAUAUAUAUAUAUAUAUACACACACACACUGGGGGCCAAAAGUUUGGAAUAAUGU